AUGGCCUUACUGCGCAGCCACUUGGCAGCCGCCGCAGCAGCAGCAGCAGCAACAGCAGCAGCAGCAACAACAGCAGCAGCAGCAACAACAACAGCAGCAGCAGCAGCGGCAGGAACAGCGAGAAAAGCGACAAAAUGCAUCUUGAACGGCGUUCCCUUCCUGUUUCUUCUGCUGCUGCUGCUCUUGAAUUCACUGCAGCGGGAGAAACAGCAUCAGCCGCAGCCGAUGCUGCUGCUGCUGCUGCUGCUUCUGCCGGUCGUGCUCCUGCAGAAGCAGCAGCAGCAGCAGCAGCAGCAGUCCUUGGCGCGGGAGAAGAAUUUGCCAAAGAAUCUGCAGUAUCACCUGACGCAGAUUGUUGUGCUGCUUCUAGAGGCUGCUCUCUGUUGGGCAGCAGCAGCAGCAGCAGCAGCAGCAGCAGCAACACCAGCAGCAGCACUGGCUGCCCCCAUUCGUCCGCAGCCAAAUCUCAGGGGGCUCCCAAGCAGAGGGGCCCCUGGGAGCCUCUGCUGCCCGUUGUUCAUCCCUGAGGCCCCUCGUGCUGCACUGCAGCAGCAGCAGCAGCAGCAACUGCAGCGGCAGCAUGUCCUUCCCUUAAAUCGUGUAGCUAGGAGGGACCCUUACGGGGUUUGCUCCCUUUCAAGCCGCAGCAGCAGCUACAGACCGAAUCCACUGAGCAGCAGCAGCAGCAAUAGCAACAGCAGCGGCAGCAACAACAGUAGCGGCGGCGGCAGCAGCAGCAGCAGCAGCGGCAGCAGCAACAGCAGCAGCAGCGUCGGUGUACAGACACUGCAAGAGGCCUGCCUUCUGCUUGAAGAAGAGCUGAGGGCUCACGUGGGGAAGGCCGGUGUAGACACUGAAGCGCUCAAGUUUCAAGUGACCCCCACCAGCCCCGCAGUUGAAGGCUAUGAGCUUCAGGCUAACGUGGCUACUGCUAUCGUGCUGCAGCAGCAGCAGCAGCAGCAAGAAGAGCAGCAGCAGCAGCAGCGGAAGAAAAUUCUGCAGCAUCAGACACUCAAAGACACAGGGGAGCCCGCAGCAGUUGUGGCGAGCACAGCAGCAGCAGCAGCAGCAGCAGCAGCAGCAAGCGAAGCAACAACAGCAUCGAAAGCAAAAAGAGUAGCAGCAGCACCAGCAGCAGCAGCACCAACAGCAACGGCUGCGCCAGCAGCAGCAGCAGCAGCACUGGCUGAUGGUGCUGCAUUUGCUGCUUCUCUGUGGAGAGGCAGCGCCGCCCUCAGGGAAAUUUGCUCGGCAGCAGACUACACUGGAAGAGGGUUUAUAAGUUUCCGGCUGAGGGAUGAAUUGCUGCUGCGCCUGCUGCAGCAGAUGACAGCAGACCCGGACCGCCUAGGCGUGAAACCAUCCUUGGGGCUUUGUUGCAUGCGUUUGCACUUGGACUAUUUCUCGCCGAAUUUGGCAAAAGACCUUCACGUGGGGCACCUCAGAGGGGCGCUGGUCGGCGACUGCCUAGCGAGGCUGCUGGAAUUUCUCGGCUUGAGAGUCCGCCGCAGCUGCUACUUCGGAGACUGCGGCAUUCCCGUUGCUGUUUGUCUUGGGGGCCUUCAAGUGUACAGGCAGCUGCAGCAACUCAGCAGCAGCAGCAGCAGCAGCAGCAAAAAAGGAGCCGGAAGCCCGAAGUCGCCUGCUGCAAUGGUGGAAGCAGCAGCAGCAGCUGUUGUUGCCGCUACCCCGGCCGAGUGGAGACCGGCGCCCCUAACGAGGCGAGCAGCACCAAGCGCUGCAGCAGAUGCAGCGGCACCAGCAGCAGCAGCAGACCUAGGAAGUUUAACCGAUGCGGCUGCAGAAGCCUUCCUUUCCCAUAUGGCCGCUUUUGACAGGGCGCUGAAGCAACAGCAGCAGCAACAGCAGCAGCGAAACAGAAGCGCAGCUGCAGCAGCAGCUGCAGCAGCAGAUGCAGCAGCAGCAACAGAUGCUGUUCUUGACUGGCAGGAACUGGCUAAGGAAAAAGCGGCAGGAGACCAAGUGGACCUUACCGCGGCUUACGUGCGCUGCAGGGAAAUCUACUGCAGCAGCAGCGCCUUUGCUGCCGCUUGCCUGGCGUCGCUGGCUGCAGCAGUCUUUGGCUCGCCAGCAGCAGCAAAAACAUUAAAGACAAUUCACCAAUUUUCAGUUCGGCGCUUUGCGCAGCAACUGCGCCUCCUGCGUUUGUCUCCUCAAGCAGCAGAAGGCGAGCUGCAGCAGCUGCCGCGCAUGCAGCAUCUUAUUGACUUACUAGCAGCACGGGGUCUGUUGCAGCCAGGUGACAGCAGCAGCAGCAGCAGCAGCAUAGGCAGCAGCAAUAGCAGCAGCAGCAGCAGCAGUAGUACGAGCCCCCUAAAUGCCCGACUUCCUCAGCUGCAGACAGUUGCUAGCCGCACAUGCCUGUCAGUGCAGCAGCGACAACAACUGAAGCCACAGCAGCAGCAGCAGAAGCCACAGCAGCAGCAGCCACAGCAGCAGCAGCCACAGCAGAAGCAGCCACAGGAGCAGGGGCGGCAGCCGCAGCAGCAUCAGCAGCAGCAAGAAAACGCCACAGUUGCUCUUCGACGCCAAGGGGGGACGUACACGUACAUCGCUACUGACCUCGCCACCCUGAAAUCUCGAGUGGACAGCGGAGCCGACUGGGUGCUGCUGAUAACGGACGAGCAGCAGGCUUCUCAUUUUGGGAGAUUGUUUCUUUUGGGAAGAGAAAUAAUAAAUGACAAAACCCUUGUGAUUGUAGCGCAGCAGACAAACCCCCUUAUGCAGUGCAUGCAGCAGCAGCAGCAGCAGCAGCAGCAGCAGCAGCAACAGCAACAGCGGCAGCAGAAAGAGCAGCAGCAGCAGCAGCAACAGCGAGAGCAAGAGCAGCAUCUGCAUGGGCAGCAGCUGCAGCAGCUGCGUCAAGAACAGCAGGAUAAGCAGCAGCAGCAGCAGCAGCAGCGGCGUGAGGUGUACGUGCAGCACUUGGGUGUGGGGCUUGUGAAGAGCCCCAGCGGCAGCAAACUUGCAUCAAGAGCAGCAGCAGAAGGUCUGCAGCAGUUUAUGGCAGCAGCACUUGAGGCUACAGAGUGCGAGUUGAAGCGAAGACGCCCAGAUCUCUUUGGGGCCGAACUUAAAGAAAAAGCUGAACUUAUCAAGGGCCUCAGACAAACUGCUGCGCUGCCAGGGGGCCCCCAGGGGGCCCCCAACCCAGGCAACAGGGGCCCCCAGAGGGCUCCCAACCCAGGCAGCAGGGGGCCCCAGGGGGCCCCCCUGCUGCCGGAGUUGGGCCGGCGGUUGGCGGCGAAGGCUGCGAGUUUUGGGGUGUACGUACACCGCAGCGCAGCGUCGCUCGACCCCUCAGUGCUCGUUUCUUAUUUGCUGGACCUCGCCCGCACUUUUAAUCGUUUUUAUGAGACUUCUCACAUCACUUGCCGCCGCCGCAGCAGCGGCAGCAGCAGCUGCAGCAGCAGCAACAACAGCGCACCCGCGAAGCAACGCCAGCAGCAGCAGCAGCAGGAGCAGCAGCAACAGCUACAGCAGCAGCAGCAACAACAACAGCAGCAGCACCUGCAGCGGGAAGAGGGCUUCCUGCGCAAGGCAGGGCCAUCAGACAGGGGAGUGCAGCCUGCUGCUGGCGAGGUGUACGUACACCCGGAGCGGCUGCUGCUGUGCCGCGCAGUGCAGCAGAUUUUUGAGAAAAGUUUUGAACUGCUGGGGAUAGAAGGUCCCCAAGACAUUUAG
This is a messenger RNA of Eimeria tenella, 3705 nucleotides long. Its product is annotated as arginyl-tRNA synthetase, putative. The coding region runs from base 1 to 3705 and encodes 1234 amino acids. Gene Ontology annotation, molecular function: ATP binding; arginine-tRNA ligase activity. Lineage: Eukaryota; Apicomplexa; Conoidasida; Eucoccidiorida; Eimeriidae. The transcript is spliced from 10 exons. The record is from RefSeq and is a predicted model, not a curated record. Gene Ontology annotation, biological process: arginyl-tRNA aminoacylation.